Saccoglossus kowalevskii is the source of this 1115-nucleotide messenger RNA. Its product is annotated as transmembrane protein 41B-like. NCBI's taxonomy places the organism in Eukaryota, Metazoa, Hemichordata, Enteropneusta, Harrimaniidae. Gene Ontology annotation, biological process: autophagosome assembly. Gene Ontology annotation, cellular component: endoplasmic reticulum membrane. The record is from RefSeq and is a predicted model, not a curated record.
CGAUGUCAUUUUCAACCGGAACUGAUUCGAACCACACGUCAGAAUUUCACCGUUUCUUUGCUGGUUGUAACGUAGAAAACUUAAAACGGCCACCGUUACCUGCGUGGCCACGACGAAUGGACGCACCAAGUGUAAAUCUUCGGAAGAGAGGGAAUAUUGACGCCGAUCACGAUGAAAAGCAAUGUAAUAACUAUGAAUACAAAGACGAAGGUUCCACUAGAUCAUUUAUUCUGCUGGCUUUGAUAUUUCUAUCAGCUGUGGUUAUUAUGAGUGGAGUGUACUGGAGCUUUCCUAAAUUAGAAUCACAUGAAGCUGAAAAAAUCAAAUUACCACAAAAUAUAGAUGAUGCAAAAGGCUUGGGACAAGUUCUCUCAUUAUAUAAAGACAAGUACUACUUGACAGUAUUGUGUGGUUAUUUCAUGACCUAUAUAUUCUUACAGACGUUUGCCAUUCCUGGCUCUAUAUUUCUUAGUAUUUUGUCAGGCUUUUUGUUCCCAUUUCCUUUAGCUUUAUUUCUUGUCUGUUUGUGCUCAGCUAUUGGUGCUACCAACUGUUACCUUUUAUUUUAUUUAGCUGGUAGAAAUCUUGUACAAAAAUACAUCCCUGAGAAAGUAGCGGAAUGGGCAGCUACUGUGGGGAGACAUCGAGAUCAUUUAUUAAAUUAUAUCAUAUUUUUAAGGAUAACUCCAUUUUUACCAAACUGGUUUAUUAAUAUUACAUCACCUGUUAUAAAUGUACCACUUAGUCCAUUUUUCUUUGGCACAUUUCUUGGUGUGGCUCCCCCAUCAUUUGUAGCAAUACAAGCUGGUACAACAUUACAUCAAUUGAUGACAGCCAGCGAUGCAGUGUCAUGGAAAUCAGUCAUUAUUCUUGCUGUGUUGGCUGCACUGUCUUUGGUACCUGUGUUAUUUAAACAGAAACUAAAGAAGAAGUUUGAAUAAAUGCAAGAAGUCUAUGAACACUGCGCUGUCAAUGUUAUUUUAAAUAUCAGUGGAUUUCCCCCAUUAAGUGGAAGGGUUUGGUUCUAAUAAUCUCAGGAGUUAACUUAUUUUAGUGUCCGUUCUAACCACGGCCAUAUGUUAGCCACAUUUUUGCAUCAGCAACUCGUAUAUCUA